AUGGCGGAUCAAACACUAUUAACAAACACUCUAAAAGCUCGAUUUGAUAGUUUACCAAAUUUUUCCGGACAUCUUUCUGAGGAUGUCGUAUGCUUUUUAAAAGGCAUCAAGGAUAUUACGAAGGCUAACGAUGAAUCAGACAAUUAUGAAAUUCUUGAAAUUGUUCGCGGUAAAUUAACUCAAUCAGCUGGACUAUACUUUAAUAAUAAUAAAUCUAAAUUUUAA
Messenger RNA from Rotaria sp. Silwood2, 225 nucleotides. The record is from the annotation of a GenBank genome assembly. Lineage: Eukaryota; Metazoa; Rotifera; Eurotatoria; Philodinida; Philodinidae.